Molecule: messenger RNA, 511 nt
Organism: Momordica charantia (bitter melon)
Lineage: Eukaryota; Viridiplantae; Streptophyta; Magnoliopsida; Cucurbitales; Cucurbitaceae
Product: putative WRKY transcription factor 65
Biological process (GO): regulation of DNA-templated transcription
Cellular component (GO): nucleus
Molecular function (GO): transcription cis-regulatory region binding; DNA-binding transcription factor activity
Source: RefSeq, a predicted model, not a curated record
ACUAAUAUUUGUCAACUCAACUCCCUUCAAAAUUAAAACCUCCAAUAAUCCAACAUUGCCCCUCUCCUUCUUCUCCUUCUUCUUCUUCUGAUCUGGCGGAGGCGGCGGCGGCCAUAGCAUGGAUGGUAGCUUUAUCAACAACAACCACCGCUACUUUUAUUCUGCAGACCAAGAUCAAGAUCAGGACACCCACAAAUUAGGCCCGGAUAAUUCUCCACCUCCUUCUUCCUCCGCCGCCAAGAAGGGCAGGAGAGGGAUGAAGAAGAAAGUGGUCUCGGUGAGAAUCAACAGCGAGAGCCCCAGGAACAAUUGCGGUGGCAGCGGCGGUAGUACAACCCCACCUUCAGAUUCUUGGGCCUGGAGAAAAUACGGUCAGAAGCCCAUCAAAGGCUCCCCUUACCCCAGGGCGUAUUAUCGGUGUAGCAGUUCCAAGGGGUGUCCGGCGAGGAAGCAAGUGGAGAGGAAUCGUCUGGAUCCCUCCAUGUUGCUCAUUACGUAUUCCUGCGAGCAU